Messenger RNA from Meyerozyma guilliermondii ATCC 6260, 546 nucleotides. RefSeq names its product FMN adenylyltransferase (gene FAD1). The coding region runs from base 1 to 546 and encodes 181 amino acids. NCBI's taxonomy places the organism in Eukaryota, Fungi, Ascomycota, Pichiomycetes, Serinales, Debaryomycetaceae. Gene Ontology annotation, molecular function: FMN adenylyltransferase activity. The record is from RefSeq and is a predicted model, not a curated record. The transcript has a single exon. Gene Ontology annotation, biological process: FAD biosynthetic process.
AUGCUAAUUCUAGUACUAGCUUGCAUAUACACUACAGAUCCGGACCAUAUACCCCACCAUUAUAAACUCAAUUCCAUCUAUAUCAACUCGGAAAUGCCGUUUCCAGACCUUGCCCGGUUUAUUACCGACUCAGCCGCUCAUUACCAUCUAGAACAUAAGACUCUUCAAGCACCAUUAAAAGAAGGUUUUGAACAAUACUUGCAUGAAAUCAAUGUGGAUUGUAAAACCAUCAUUGUUGGCAUUCGAUACACCGACCCAUACGGAUCGAACUUAGAGUAUGAACAAAUGACAGACCAUAACUGGCCAUCGUUUCUUCGUAUACACCCAAUACUCCAUUGGAACUAUGUGGAUAUAUGGGAUUUUUUGGUGGGUUGCAACGUGGAAUACUGUCACAUGUACGAUUUGGGAUACACCAGUUUAGGAGGAAUCGACAAUACGGUGCCAAAUCCGUAUUUGAAGCGGGAUGACAAGUAUCUUCCGGCGUAUAUGUUGUACGACCAAGCUGACGAGCGCGAGCGACUCGGCCGGCAAAAGGCGAGGAAGUGA